Molecule: messenger RNA, 588 nt
Organism: Paramecium sonneborni
Lineage: Eukaryota; Ciliophora; Oligohymenophorea; Peniculida; Parameciidae
Source: the annotation of a GenBank genome assembly
AUGAGAUUAAUAAUUCAAAGAUGUUUGAGUGGUUCAGUCUCAGUUGGAGAUUAAUUAGUAUCACAAAUAGGAAAAGGAUUAGUAGUAUUGUUAGGAGUAUUAAUACAUAUAUAUAUAUAUAUUAAGAUUCAUGAAAGAGAUACAAAAGAUGUUGCUAAAAAGUUAGCACAUAAAUUAUCAAAAAUUAGAUUAUGGGAUAAAGAAAAUAAAGCAUGGAAUGGAUCAUGUGUAGAUUUUAAUUAUGAAAUUCUAAUUGUUUCUUAAUUCACAUUAUAUGCUUAUAUGAAAGGUAAUAAACCUGAUUUUCAUUAUGCCAUGGAUGCUGAAAAAGCAAGAGUAUCUUAUUUAAAUUAAAAAAAGUAAUUGUAUGAAUAUUUUGUUGAUGAAUGUGGCAAAGCUUAUAAACCAGAAAAAGUUAAGAUGGGAGCCUUCUAAUAAUACAUGGCAGUUAAUAUUGUAAAUGAUGGACCAGUGACUAUUGAAAUUGAUGAAAUGGAAGUUGAAAAAUAAUAAAAAUAAAUAAAAUAGGAUAAAUAAUAGCAAUUAGUAUAAAAGGAAGAAGACAAUCAAAUUUAAUAAAAAGAUUGA